GAAGCACCGGAUCACAUUCAGCUAGUGAGGAGCUGAGGAAGGUAACGCAACAUGUCGCAAAUUACUCAUGGCAUAUGGCUCGCAUGUAUGGGACUAUAUCUAGCGUAUACAACAGGCAGUGCGAAUGCAAUUGGGUAUACGUACCAGUACGAUCACUACAUAAAGAAUGCACUGAAAAUGGAUGAUGUUGACGGGUACCCUGUUUCUACUUGGGUAGCCUCCGAGAUGGUUAAAUUUCGAAAACUUUGCCGUAAUUGGUGUUCCAACCGUGUUGAUUGUACAAGUGUUGAUUUUGAUGAAGGAAACGGCGACUGUUGGUAUCAACUAGGACCGAUUGACUACGCUGGAAAAUGGGGCGGGAACAAAUGGGACACUGGAGGCGGCAACUACCAUAUGAGAAAAAUAGAAGCAUGUGACAGCAACACGGCACUCACAUUCGACAACUUAGACGACAGUGCCUUUGAAUCAAGUUCUGUACAAGAUAAUAACAUGAUGUCAUUUGGAGCCCAACUGAGCAGACUAAGUUCUUUCACGGGAUGGUUUGCAGACCCAUCACAAAUUGGCUACGCUUGGAUACAAGUCACAUUCCCAGAAAUCAGAAUUGUAGCGUCUGUUACAACCCAAGAGGCACUGACUCCUUGUGAUGACAGCUGUCAGGUUGGAGACUCUCGCGCAAAAUCGGUCAACGUCCUUUACAGGUCAAGCAGGAACGAUGAAUGGACAGCGUACAAGCUUUACGGGUCUUCUGUUCCAGAGAUUUUAAAUACGGACAGUAAUAGUCCUAUCGAGAAAGGAAUCCAGAUACCAUUUAAGGCAAGACAAGUUCGGCUCGUCAUUUUAGAUUCUUCCCACACACCUGCCACCAGAUGGGAUUUAUCAACAUGUGUGGAUACAGACAGGUCGACAACAGCAGCCUAUCAAAAACUUGGAACAGAUUCUAUCGGAUCUUUGGCUCCUCUGAAAAUAGUGAACGUUCGAUCGCUGUUGGAGUGUCACGUUGCGUGUAGAGAGGUCAACUGCAUGGCCUUCAACUAUCAGUAUCAUUCACCGCCAUUACAAAAUAGACACGAGUGCCAACUAUUGAUGACAGCGUCGGGGCCUCUGAUUUCGUCAAAUGGAUAUGUCUACUAUGAGAGAGUGUGAUAUAAACAUUACAUAAAACACUGGACGUUGCUUAAAGGCAGAAUCAGAUCUAUAGUGGUGACAAAAUUACAAGCAACAUGUUUAAUUGACCUACAAAUCUAUUCCUUACAAUCUCAAAUACAAUAUCUCCCAAAUAUUCACGAUAUCGUGUAAUUUGGUGAAGUUAUUAUGGAUUCAAAUUGCAAAAAUGGGUGAAAAA
Owenia fusiformis is the source of this 1342-nucleotide messenger RNA. The record is from the annotation of a GenBank genome assembly. Lineage: Eukaryota; Metazoa; Annelida; Polychaeta; Sabellida; Oweniidae.